AUGUCAUAUAAUGUGACAGCAACUCAAUGUAAAAAUCAAAACGGUUCCUCUUUACCUCGCGUGCAAAGGCCUAACAGUAAUCAAUUUAUUUUCAUGGAACGCAGAUUAUAUGAACGACUUCGUAAUGUUACGGAUCUUUAUAUUUUAUUAAUAUUCAGAUGGAUCAUGAGAUCAGUAUUCGUUUUUAGCCUAGCAAUGAAUUAA
This is a messenger RNA of Dentiscutata erythropus, 204 nucleotides long. The record is from the annotation of a GenBank genome assembly. NCBI's taxonomy places the organism in Eukaryota, Fungi, Glomeromycota, Glomeromycetes, Diversisporales, Gigasporaceae.